Molecule: messenger RNA, 1308 nt
Organism: Ostreococcus tauri
Lineage: Eukaryota; Viridiplantae; Chlorophyta; Mamiellophyceae; Mamiellales; Bathycoccaceae
Product: Nucleotide-binding, alpha-beta plait
Exons: 1
Coding region: 1-1308 (435 amino acids)
Molecular function (GO): RNA binding
Source: RefSeq, a predicted model, not a curated record
AUGACGACGGAGGCGAGCGUUCGAGUGAUCGCGUCCGUGGACGCGGACGCGUCCGUGGACGCGGACGCGCGCGCGAAGGGGACGAAGACGAUACCGCACGAUGCGUCGACGCGUGACGUCGAUGCCGACGAGAAGGUCUCGGACGACGAGAGGGACGAGGCGAAGGCGAUCGAGCACGCGAGCGAGGGCGCGGAGGAUGAGCGUAGACGCGCGCGAUUGAGCGUGAGCGAUGACUCUCGAGAGCGCACGGUGUUCAUCGGCGGGACGUCGCACGAGAGCGACGAAGACGCGGUGCGCGCGCACUUUGAGAAGAAUUUCGGCCCGGUGGAGAGCGUCAAGUUGAUCUACGAUCGACAAACGAUGGCGCGGAAGGGGUACGGAUUCGUGAAAUUUUUUGAUGUCGAUGUGGCGCGGAAGGUGAAGACGCUGGAGAAGUUGGUGAUCGACGGGAAGGCGGUGGACGUGAAGGAGGCCACUCGGGACGAGCCAGUGGGCGGGCAUCGAGCGCGCGCUUCGAGGCUCUCGAGCGGUGGUUCCAGAGACUCUCUGAGCGAUCUUGUGGCGAGAAUAUCCAUUGGGGAGGGUGGUCGACAGCCUCGCAAGAGCGGAGCGGCCGUUCCGGUGGCUCGACCGGGAUCAAAGGUGACCGCGAAGGGGGCGACGCUGGCGAGCAGCCCGAACUACGUCGGUUCUAUGGAUGAUCAGACCGAGUACGAGAGCGAGGGUAGCGGGGCCUCAGCGUCAUCGUGUGCGCCGGGGACGGAGAGCACCGUGUUUUGCGGAGGGCUCCCGAUCGAGGCCACGCCCGAGGCGCUCGGUUGGUUCUUCUCUCACUACGGCGUCGUUCUCAGUGUCAAGCUCAUCUACGAUAGGCGGACAGGGGUGAGCAAGGGAUACGGCUUUAUCGUUUUCGCCGAUGUGGCCGUCGCGGAAAUGGUCAAGGCGCAGCGCCAAAUGCCGUUCAUGGGCAAGAUGAUCGACGUGAGCGAAGCGAUGCGACACGUCGGACGCCCCGACGAUGCUCGUCACUUACCCAACGGUUUGGGGGGUUACGGGUCCAAGCGAUACGGAUCUCAAGGCCCAUUCUACCCUCCGUACGCAAUGUACCCGCACAUGGCGAUGGGCAUGCCGCCGCACGUCAUGGGCGCGAUGCAUCCUAUGAUGCAUCAGGUGCCGUACCCCGGCUAUCCGGGCAUGUACGGCGCCGUCUCGUACGUCGUCCCUCCGCCAGCCACCGAAGAGGAGGCUGAUGAAACGGUGAGCGCCGACGAGCCCGCGACUGUCGCCGCGACCGACGAAACUGAGUAG